UGUCGCGAGGUGUCAGCUCGCGCCCCGCCGAGCGUCCGGUGCCCGGUGACUGGAGGGAGGGGCGGCGCUGCUCACGGGCCAGGCCUUGCGCGCGGCCCGAGCCCGAGGAGCAACCCGUGAAAGCCCCGCGUGUGGCUAAGCUGCUGUCAAGGUCCGUUCUCCCUGAAGCGUUGUGGGGCUUCUUUAAAGACUAGGCCAUGGCUGGGAAAGAAUGCUUGAAAAAGUCCUUCAAGGACAGCCUGGAGGACAUAAAGGAGAGAAUGAAAGAGAAAAGAAAUCAGAAGUGGAUGAAGCUGGGGAAAGCGAACCCGAUCCUGUCCACAAAGCAAAAAGGAGCAAGUAAAGAUGUUGGAAUGUUUCGUUUCCAAGCGCGGCCAUUGGCUUGGUUGAUGUCCUGCCUAAACCUCCUUUGUUUUGCAGCCAGCAGUUCUGCGCAGCUCAAAAGCAUCCAAGAGAAUAAUCGAGCAUUGGCUCUGGCGUUGCAAGAGGAAAAAAACAAACUGAAAGAAGCGCAAGAAGUCAUUCUGCAAUUAAAGAAAGAAUAUCAGUAUCUGAAGCUUCAACUGUUUGACUUGGAAAGAAAGAUGAGGUUGCAGCAAGCAAAAGAACCUGCCGAGACUAAACUGUCAGCUUUGAGCAAGAUUAUUUCUGAAGUUGCUCAGAAACUCUUGGACACAGCUGACCUUCUUCGUCCAGCACAGGAUUUGUGUUUCACGGCUCUAAACAAGAGAAUGUGUUCUUCGGCACAUGAAGAUAACUCCAGUAUUUUAAGACAAGAAGAUUCUCUGAGACUUCCACAACGUGUUCUUGUUGCAGAUACUAGCACAGAAUGUGAAAUGCUUGGAAAUGGAACAGAGAAUGAUACUGAUACAAAUGAUGCAUAUUUUGUACCAUAUUUGUCGCAGGCCCUUACAAAAAUGGCUACAGACACAGGACAAACAUCUGAUUUUCAUCUGGAUAAACUGGAAAAGUCUAAGCUGGACAAUGUUCCUUCCACCAAAGACAAUAUGGAAGUUGGUAAUAUGUUACCAAAAAAUGUGUCCACCAGGCAUCGCUAUUCAAAGUUGAAAACUCAGAAUGACCGCUGCAUCCAUAACGUUGACCAUUCAGAAAUGCCUGACUUGACUAGAGAAUUUUAUAAGCAAGAUGAUACUGGACUUCAGGGAAGUCUAGAAGAAGGUAAUAUAGAAACUAUAGAACCAAAUCCUUCUCAACUAAAUAAAAACAAGAUAAACUUGCAGACAGUGGUGGAUCAGGCAAAUAAAUUAACUGACAUGAACUGCUCAGUUGUAGAACCGAAACGUAAACAAACUCAGCUUAAAAGCAGAAAAGACUGUCGAACAAGGAAAGAGAGAGGAAAAUUGGAAGGAACUAAAAAUCAAAAUUCCAGAACAAAAUCAAAAAAGAAGCAAAACCAGGGUGAACAAAAUUCUUCAAAAGAAAAGCUGGAUUCAUCUGCUAACUCAAGAGAUGCUUAUGAUUUUCUUUUGGAGGAGAGUGUCCAUAUCACACCUUUCCUUCAAAAUAAGGUAAAUAAUAGGAACAAUGAUGUGAAGGACAGAAAGGAUCUAUCUGAAGAUGAAAUAGACAGCAGUGAGUUAAAUGACUCAGAUGUGGAUUCAAAAGAUAGCCCUUUUGUGCCUUAUCAAAGUAAGUCAAAAUACAAGAAGAAUUUGGAAGACAGCAAUGAUACAAUACCAAUCCCAACAAGAGCACAAUCUAAGAGACUUCUAGUUUUGAAUCAACAGAAAUAUUCCUCUGAAGAAGAGACUGAGAGUACUAGAAAAAAAAAAUCUAUUGAGAAAACCAGGAUCCCUGCUGACUGGGACCCACCAGGUCAUGCCCAGCCCCAGAGACCCCUUUCUCCCCGCAGCCAAAGGAGCAACAUCAAAGUUGUGGCAGGCAAGACACCUGGAGGUGAGGUGACACCAGCUGUGGUACCUGCUCAGUCAUCUGAGGGUGCUCGCCUUUCUCUCUCUGAUGUUACCAACAUCUCUUCAUUUCAUGACAAAAAAAAUAGCAUGUCUCAGCCAGUCCUUAAUAUUGAAGAAAGAACAGGAGCUCCCAACUGCAAACGCAGAUGUACUGUCAGUGUGAACUAUAAGGAACCAAGUAUUUCUGGGAAACUCAGAAGAGGAGAUCCAUUUACAGACGCUUGUUUUCUGAAUUCACCUAUUUUCAAGCAGAAAAAAUCUGACGGAAAAAGUUCUACUAAAAAAAAAUCUCUGUCCAAAUACAACGAGGUGUUUGUUGGUUGUCACUGAGAAAUCCUUGGACACCUUGCUGUUCAAUUUUGAGAGCGAAAGUCUGAGGAAUAAAUUUGCUAUAUAAACUUGAUGCUUGUAAAAGCACCUUUUACUCUUAUAUGGUCUUGAAAUGUCUCCUUCAAACUCCGAGAGGGAAAUAUACAUGUGUGUUUCUACAGAAAAGUACAUUCCUCUAGCAUAUUCUUUAAUUUUAGGUUGUACAGGAAUUUCAGUAUGGGUCAAAAGGAUACAUUUUUAUCCCUAAGAUCAUGUUGGGGUUUUUUUAAUCUACGUAGUAACCAACCUUGUGUGUUUGGUUAGAUGAGCAGCCGCGUGUGAAUUAGGACUUUUGAAUACUAGAUUUGUCAGUCCCUGCUUGCCAUAACACCUUAAUUGAUAUAGAUAAAUGAUGAUAAAAAUGAUUUGAUCAAACAUUUAUUAAGUGUUGACUGUAGAUAUUUCUUUUCUAUUACUUAAACUGCUGUAAUUUUAAUGUUGAAGCUUAUAAUAAACAUCUUGGAUGUUGCAAAGUGUCUCACAGAAAUUUUACUUUUAUUGAAAUUAGCCAGUUUUUGAAAAAUGGCAAAAAUUUCAGAACUGUAAAGAAUGUGUAUUUUACGUGGAAGCUUUUUUUUCUCUGAUUCCAAAUGGUGCACUGUAAAUAGCAUUUACAAAAGAUAAUGCCAGGAGAUGAUGCAAAUCUUUACAUUCCAAGCCAAAAUGCUGAUUUACUUGUAUACCAAGCCCCCCAAAAUUAGCUUUCCAAAAUUGGGGUGCCUGUUUUAGCAGAAGCUUACUUUCUGUCCAAACAGAAACACCCCACUUUGUUUCCUACCCUAUACAAUGUUUAAAAGCAACUGCUGGGCACUUAGUAUUCAGGCAGCUGUCUGAAUGACUUAAUGGCUUAUUGCUAUACACAUCAGGUGUUAAUGAGUUCUCUCCUUUUUAGUGGUCUUGAUAUUCCACUAAUCAAGCUAACCUUUUUCCAGUGACUUUUUCUUUUUGCUGCUUGCUACCUGUUUCCAGUCUCUCAUUUUGCAGUGCUACAGACCUAUUUUUAGCUGUUUUCAAAUUUGUAGAACCCCCCUUUGGGGUGACACAAGUGGACAUAACUGAAUGUAUCAAAUGAUAAUCUGUCUAGCAGUUGUCUUCAUAACCCGUAGCUAUGGUGGUAUGGACGUUGCAACUGUCCCAGGCUCAUGUACUCAAUCAGGUGCCAGUGUUUUAAACUUUGAUUUUGUUGCUUUGGUGGAAUAAGGAGUUUGAUGAGAUCUUGUUCUGAACAUUUACUCAGAAGAAUUCCAUUUGAAUUGAUUAUGCCUACCCAUUCCUUUCCAAACAUUUCUUUUUGUAGUUCAGAGUCCAUCAGUCUGCCACCUUCCCCCCCCAACUCUUUAGUGCUGAAAUCACAAAAGACUUAUCUUCUUUGGGAACAGAUGGGAUGACAGGACUUGGUCAAGUUUAGACCAGAACCCUUUUAUCACCUGCAUCAAGGGUUAGGUCACAUGCACUGAUGACUAUUUCAUGUGGUCUCUUAUUCUGUUGAACACACAGGGUCAGAUGCUUAUUGAGGCCAACUGGAUGUUCUGGCAUUUGAGUAACUAUCCUGGUCUUGGUAGCAAAACCAACACUCUGGACAUGGGUUUUUUUGGCUUUUUUUUUUUUUUUUCCCCCAGAAAAAGAGGCAUAGCCACCACCAUGGUCCAUGAACUGACCCCUGUCCUGCACAUCUGAUCUUAUUAAGCACGGUAAUAUCAAAUCAUGCAAGUUAUCAGAUCACAGAGUGAUCCAUCCCACUAGACAAAAGUUUUUCUAGUCAGGUAAAAUGAACAUGCUCAGGGCAUCUUUUUUCUAGCCUCUUCCCCAUAGCGGGUGAACAGAGCCUAUCCUAAAUAGGCCUGCUCAGUCAUGAUUAUAGCUGCUGAAUUGCACACUUUUCCCAAUUCCAAGUACAAGAUGACCAUCAUACAACCUAUGUAGGUCCACUUCUGGUAAUCAUCUAGCAUCUGCCUCUUGCCACUCACCUAUGGCCAUAGGACUAGCUCUUGAAGGAAGACACACCUGUGACUCAUCUUUUAACAUGGGGAUGCCACUGUAGAUCAGCAAUCGCAUAAUAUUUUGCAGAAAGGAAAUCUUAAUCUGAUGGCAAGGAAAGCCUAGAUGACCAAAGGUUUCUGUUCUGCUGCAGUCUUCACCCACCUUUGUAGCCAUCCUGAAGUAUUCUUUUCUCAACCUCUAGAUCAGUAGUCUAAAUUAGGCUGGAUCUGUAUUAGUCAGGAACCUUGCUCUUGACCUUGCCACCAUGGGUAUCAGAAGUACAAAACUCCAAACAACAUUGUUGUUGAGGUAAUUGGUAGCAUACAAGUCUUCCCACCAGGUCAAGGUUGCAAUCCUUGCAAGGUAUGUGUGAAAGCCAGGAUGUAAUAUACUACAGCUUAUGCUAGACUAGAAUGAGGGACUUGCAUACAAAAUUAAAAACCUUUCUUCUACGAAGCCUUGCCUGGGCAGAUAUAGCUAACAGUACAUAUAUAAAAACUCUAAGCACAGAUUUAAAAAAAACACAGUAUGUUAACUUUUCAUGCAGAUUUCCCAGGUCAGGGUGUCAAAUUCACCUUGUGCCCUGGGACCAGAGCUGGAUCUCGGUUACAUACAGACAGGGCAUGAGGAAGCAGCAGCAGCAGCUCCAGUUAUGAGUUGGAGCAUGUGGCAAUGGCAUCAGCAACACCAGCUCCAUCCUGGGACAUGCAGUAGAGGCUCCAGCCCUGGCCACAUGCCCUAUGAUAGAGCUGGAUCUGUUGCUUCCAUAUAUUCUGUGUUGCUUCAGUUCAGGCUCCACCACAGGUGGUAUGGCUGCUGCAGGGCAACAGGCAAAGUAGCUGGAGGGUGACUGGAGCUGUAUCAGCCCUCGCACUCCUGCCAAUGAGCACCAUGUACCCUGGGUCCCUAGACAGUGCAACAGGUCGUGUCCCUGGCCACAGCCUGCUGGUAGUCCAGUGGGGCAGAUUCAGCCUGUGGGCCUUGUUUUGGUACCCUUGUCCUUGGUAAAUGUCAAAGCCCUUCUUGGAAGAAACUUAAGCAGAUAUUACUUUUGUGGUAUUUUCUGAAUGUUGGAUUACAUUUUGUAAAUAUCCACUGCUGUAGAAGCCCAGUUCUAAACAGAUCUAGUAUUAGGCUUUUCCAUAGUAUGGUGGGAAUAAAGUAAAACUCCUGAAGGCAAGGAAAGUGGAAUUUACUUACAAUAAAUAUACCUUAAUUACAACCAGAUUUGAAGGGGAUGUACUAUAAUUGUAUUAGUAACUAAGCAUCCAGGUUUUGGUUGUCCUGCCUAUCAAAACCAAUUAACAUCAGUGUAUAAGGGGCAUCUCAGAGGAUUGAGUAGCUUUCUGUUAAGUAAGAGGGGCAAAAGUCUUUACAUUCUUGUUUUCCCACAUUUACCAUAGUAAACCCAGAAAUUUGUCCAAAGCCUUUUCUUCCUGCACUCUGGCUAAUAUGCCAACAAGAGACUGAGAGCAACUAGCAAGGCAUACUCCCAGACCAAAUGUCAAGUGGGGCAAGACAAGUUAGUUCUUACUCCAAGUAUGAUAAGAUGUUUUUCUCGAAUUUCAUUGUUCCUUUCAAGAGAAUUAACAUCCAAAAUUGUACCAAACUGAAUAGAAGUGCAUAGUUAACAGCAUACAGUACAAACAGCAGUGGGUUAUCAGAGGCAAGAAAUGGGAACCAUAGAAACGCACACAUCUGAAGGAGAAAUAUAAUCCAAACUUGCUCAGCUCUACUGAACAACUAAAUCUAAAAGAUUUAUUCAAAGACACUACACUAGUGUUUCACCUUAACUAGCGUGAAGCAAUAACUGUAUUUUCUUUUCAGGUUACUGAAGCAACAUGUAGAAGCACCCAUUUCUGCAGACCAUUAAAACUCCCAAAUAAUUCUUUGAGUGCUGAGUAUCAGCCUACAGACCAAACUUUAAAGCAGGCACUUAAAAUGCAACUGGUAGAUAAAUGAGUCUCUGUUCAAAAUAUGAAAUUAUAAGCUGUUUCAGAUCAUAUUUUUAAAUGCAA
This is a messenger RNA of Alligator sinensis (Chinese alligator), 6301 nucleotides long. It is a transcript of the gene SGO1, whose product is annotated as shugoshin 1. The coding region runs from base 198 to 2264 and encodes 688 amino acids. Gene Ontology annotation, biological process: meiotic chromosome segregation. The transcript has 9 exons. Gene Ontology annotation, cellular component: nucleus; chromosome, centromeric region. The record is from RefSeq and is a predicted model, not a curated record. Lineage: Eukaryota; Metazoa; Chordata; Crocodylia; Alligatoridae.